CCAGAGAACGCGUCUCCACUGCUCUAGAGUCCAGUGGCGGCGUGCUUUACACCACUGCAUCCGACGCUUUGCAUUGCACUUGGUGAUGUAUGGCUUGGAUGCAGCUGCUUGGCCAUGGAAACCCAUUCCAUGAAGCUCUCUGCGCACUGUUCUUGAGCUAAUCUGAAGGCCACAUGAAGUUUGGAGGUCUGUAGUGACCGACUCUGCAGAAAGUUCGCGACCUCUUUGCACUAUGCGCCUCAGCAUCCGCUGACCCCGCUCCGUCAGUUUACGUGGCCUACCACUUCGUGGCUGAGUUGCUGUCGUUCCCAAACACUUCCACGUUCUUAUAAUACAGCUGACAGUUGACUGUGGAAUAUUUAGGAGCGAGGAAAUUUCACGACUGGAUUUGUUGCACAGGUGGCAUCCUAUCACAGUUCCACGCUGGAAUUCACUGAGCUCCUGAGAGCGACCCAUUCUUUCACAAAUGUUUGUAAAAACAGUCUGCAUGCCUAGGUGCUUGAUUUUAUACACCUGUGGCCAUGGAAGUGAUUGGAACACCUGAUUCUGAUUAUUUGGAUGGGUCAAGGGAACCAUCAAUUGGUUCUUGCUCUCCCAUCAUCACUUCAAGACGCCAUCUACAGUGCCAACAAAUCUUGUACGAGACACAUCUGAGAAAUCAGAGGAACCCAAGUUGAAAGAAACCGUUACCCUGUUCAAGCAUCCACAUUUUUGUUCCAAACCUAAUGGAACUUGAUAGAAGGUUUGUGUUUUUAUGUGUGCAGUGUAUAAUGUAAAGGAAUGUUCAUUUAUGUAUCUAAUGUCAGGCCAUGGAGGCUAAUUUCUCAUUGCUGUAAAUGUGGAAAUAUCCAGUCUCUCUAAAAACACAUUGUUAUUUGAUAUGCCACUGAUAACUCUGUAUAACAGUUAUUCUUACUUUAUAAUCAGGCUUUUUGCUUCAUGGACAGCUUUAGGAGAUGAUUCAGUUGAAAGACGAAUGACCAUACCCAGUUUCUUUCACAGCGGUUACUGUUUGCCGAGGAGUAUUCGCUGGGAUGGAGAUGAUCAAUUGAACAGUAUGCAGAAUGUCAUUAAUGGAAGACAACCAAAGCCCUACAUUAUAGAGAUUUGCAAGAGUUGGGAAUGGCUUGGUCUUGAUAUAAGGGGGCCAUUCUCUAUAACAACGAACAAGCAUACACAUAUUAUGACUCUCACUGACUAUUAUUCCAAAUGGGUGGAGGCUUUUCCUCUGACACACAACAUGGUUCAAGAUGUAGCAGUGUUUCUUGCAGAAGUGAUCUGUCAGCUGGGAUACCCACUGGCAGUCCUUUCGCGAUUUCCUAAACAGCUUCUUAUAGAGAUUAACAAUGAACUAAACAAACUAAUAAACAUAAACACAAACAGCCUGGUCAUUCACCAUUGCCAAACAGAAUAUUUGGAUCAGGUUACUGAGUCUCUCCUGAACAAGCUAAUAUGUGAGCUAGUGAAGAAAUACGCAUAUACCUGGCACAUUUACCUGCCUGCUACAUGUCUACAGCUGUGCUGCACGGAGCAUCCCACAACUGGCCAGAAGCCCUUUACAGUCAUGAAAUGCAGUGGCCCUCCAUCCUUCUCUACAUACAGAGAACUGCCUUACAGCGAGUCUGAAAUUCGCCUGAGUUCCUUUGUCAUUUCCCCUGUUGAGGGCAGCAAAGAAAGUACCUCCAAGUAUUACAGUGCCCAAUCUAUUCUGCUUGGUUAGAGAGGAAUCGUAGGAGCAGAAGCCCAUUUCAUCACCUGAUGAAGUUAUUUACUAGCAGAUGUGCAUGUGAAAGUGUAAAGCUGGCCAAUGUGGCAAAAAAUGAUAUUUUUCUAUAUUGAUGAAUUAUUGUGUUUUGAAGAAUAUUCUCUAAAUAAUGCAGAAUGAAUAAACAAAAUGUGCCUUACUAUUUAAAAUAUUGAAAUAUUCUAAUAAAAAACAUCUUAACAGAA
Messenger RNA from Hemibagrus wyckioides, 1950 nucleotides. RefSeq lists its product as uncharacterized. The record is from RefSeq and is a predicted model, not a curated record. Bases 881 to 1720 code for a protein of 279 amino acids. Gene Ontology annotation, molecular function: nucleic acid binding. The transcript is spliced from 9 exons. NCBI's taxonomy places the organism in Eukaryota, Metazoa, Chordata, Actinopteri, Siluriformes, Bagridae.